Hordeum vulgare subsp. vulgare (domesticated barley) is the source of this 1407-nucleotide messenger RNA. RefSeq lists its product as uncharacterized. NCBI's taxonomy places the organism in Eukaryota, Viridiplantae, Streptophyta, Magnoliopsida, Poales, Poaceae. The coding region runs from base 16 to 657 and encodes 213 amino acids. The record is from RefSeq and is a predicted model, not a curated record. The transcript is spliced from 2 exons.
AGACCACCUAGACCUAUGUUGGCCAACCCUAGAAAUCCUCUCCCUUGUCCCGUCCGCGCCGCCACUCCCUCGGGAUCUGCUAGCGCCAAUGGCCUCCCGAUCCAGUCAAUGAGUCAGCCAACUACCAUCCUGCUCCUCCUCUCGUGGUUUUCCCCAUUAUCCAACCCGCUGAGGGAUUCAUCCGCGCGACCACAGGAGCAGGAGCUCCAGCAGCUGCGCACGCUCCCGUGGAGACGCUCGUCCCUGUGCCAACUCUCGGUCGCCGCGCGUGGUGCACCUGAGGACCUCCUUGCUGGAUCAGCAAGAGCUCACUGCCGAGCCUUCUCUGUCUGCCAUUCAAGCCACCGUCAGCAUCGAUCUCCGAGACCAGGCUGCUGGAGCCCGCCGCCAUGGAGUCGCCCGUCCUCGCCACAAGGUGCCUCGUCGUCGGAAUGGAUUCCAGGAGCUCGGAUGUGCCCAUCCAUGCACUCGAUUUGGUCCGCCUCUGGCCUUCUGCUCGGGGAAGACGACUGGGGCCCUGCACGCUCCUUUGUUCGUCUGCAUCCGGCUUUGACCGCCAGAUCGAGUCGCGCGGUCGCUCGCGUGGGCUGCUACGCCAAGGCCAUCUCUCAUCGACCGCGCCUCUUCGGCCGCGCGUUGACCGCAUGGGCCUCGUAGCCUUCUCCCUGCUCGCGUGUAAGCCCCAGCCAAGCUUCCGCCUCCUUGCCUAGACCGGCCAGAUCCACCAGCCCGCGAGCCAUGCCAAGGCCCUCGCCCUGUGACAGACCAGUAGACCCAUCGGCCUCUCCCAGCAUCAGCCAAGGUCCAAGCCAUGCAUGGUCUGCUCAUCGGUCGAAGCCGCUGCCUCAGAUGUUUUGUUGUCGGACUCGUGCCCCCAGUCCCAUGUCGCGCCCGCGCUUACCGAGAACAACUACCGUCGACCUUCGAAGAUCGUGGAUUCGCCAUUCGCCAAGCACCUCUCCAACCGUGCAUGACUACUUCCUCGAUGACACGUGUACCACUGCUUCCAUGACGUCCUCGACGACCCUGAACAUGCAUGGAGCGUGUAUUUCUACUGUGGCCGAAGACCCGUGUACCACUACUUCAACUAUCGUUGGAGGAACCACUACUUCCACGAUGUCCACGAUAACCCAUAUACAACUACACCGCUACGACUCGAUCCGCUUUGAAGAUGCAGGCUUCGAAGGUAUUACUAACGAGACGACCAACCAUGUACCAAAUGCAUUGUUGUAUGAGAGGCGAGUUGUCCGUGUCGUAGAUGCCAUGCUAGUUGCAUGUUGUCCCUCUUUUGUCGUGCCCCCGACACAUGAGAACCCGGUAAUGGUAUCACCCCAUCAUUCUUGGCAUGACACGCACACGCUCCCAAUUCGUUGGCACCAGUAUCUCAUCGAGUUAUCAGGACCGAAA